AGUACCACGUGAUCAUAAUAAACUAGAAUGGCAGAGAAAAUUAGAACAAAGAAAAGCCAAAUUCAAAAUGUAUGUAAACAACCCAGCGAAAUAACUCAAGUCGAAGUUAUAAUAUAGAUAAUUAAAUAAUUGUUAUAUAGUCUCUAUUUUUAUGUACAUAAAUCAUUCGAUGUAACUAAAAUUUACUUGUGAAAUCUAUGUCGCAAUUGCGAAACUAUGUUUAUCAGCUGACGCUCACUCAGUAAAAUGCCUGUAUCUUUAACUUAAUAGUUAAAAUUAAUUGUUGGUCAUAAUGUCUUCUAUAUUAUAAAAACUUUUCAGAUUGGCGAACCCCCACCCUCCGUAACGUUAGAGGACUUCCAUGGAUUAGAAAAACAAAAUAGUCAAUCAGGCGAACCCGAUAACAUCUCAGUUGGUGUUGAGUCACUCGUCGUUGGCGUCCCUACUGACGAGAAAAAGACUUAUCCUUCAAUAUCUGAACAAGAUGAUAUCGAUGGAGAGGACUUAAAGUUAGAGAACUCCGCUGAAAUGGGAUCUGAAGCAAUUACAACCACUCACGAUAAUAUGGAAAUUGCAAAAGAGCGGAUGAAAGUUAUUAAACCAGCUUCAGCACCUUUUGAUUCGAUGCCGUUUGACGUUAUGAAAAUCACCUCAUUAACAGCGGCAGCUCAGUCUCUAUAUCCUAAACCUUCGCAUGAUCUCAUUACAACAAUGAGUCAUAAUAAUUCAAAAUACAUUUCUGAAAGAUGGCAAGAGGAUAUAGCUCUUAAGUGGUUAGAAUACGAUCCCGUUUCAGAUGGUGACGGUCAUUUACGCCAAUUAAUUGAGACUUAUGCUGCAGAAACAAAAAAGGCAAUAGUUUCUCAACAAGAAGUCGAAGAUAAAUUGAAACUAUCUAAAAAGGAACAAGAGUUAGUCUGGAAAACUGUUACAAGAGUGACAGAAAAAUAUGGUAAAUGCGCUGACGGAAAUAAUGUUAAAGUAACGCACACUUUUGAGAUAAAAGAAUUCGAUAAGAUUGCUUUUGAAAAGUUACAAUCCUCCUUAACUGAUUUACGUAAUUCAGCCGUUACAAAUGUUCAUAUUCACUCAGCUCGAAUCGCUCGUUUAGAGCUAGAUUCUCAUGUUUACGGUUUAUGUGUAAAUCCUCAUGCAGUAUAUAUUAAGAAUGCAAUAAAACAAUUUUGGGGAUAUACACGUUUUGGUGAAAGUGAUGUUGUACAUAAAGACGUUCGACGUUGGAUCAGUCUUCUUAUAACAGCCUGGCACAAUACCAUUCAAGACCCGUAUGAAGUGUUAGAGAUAGUUGAAUUGGCUGUAAGAUCUCAAGCUUCAUGGACAGCCAAUUUCAUUCAAGUUAACCCAUCGUAUAUUGAUUUAGUAAUGAAAUCAUUACAUAUCAUAACAAAAAGGCCUGAAAACAUGGAAAAGAGAGACGCUAGUUUAGAUGAGGAAUGGCUUAUUAUAGAUAAUCUCGGAGAGAUUGAAUCAAGGACUGAAAAAGUCCUCUUAGCAUUUCUCGAUCAAGUUCCUGUGAGGCAAUCAAUAUAUCAAAAAUUAGAUAGUGGUUCUUAUGAUUGUGAGGUUAUGAUGGCUUGCGUAGAACAUGUUUGUCAAAUAUUAGAAAAUGUUACCAAGGAAUACGAAUCGUGCGGUACAGCACAGGAAAGGAUUGCAGUGUUGUUAUUGCAACUUUCAAAAGUAAUCGGAAGUGACUGUCGUAUAAAGCAAAGUUCCAACUUCUCGAACACUUAUGACGCUAUCAUUUUGCAUUGCACCGAGGUGUUAAUGUCAACAAGAAGAUUAUGCAGAUUUUCGUCAUCUUUGCCAUUUAAUAACAUUUCACCCACUGCAGCGGCUAACUGCGCCUUCAUUAUCCGUAAAGAUGAUGUUACUCAGCAGAUUGAACGUCUAGAGGGACCCCAUUAUUUCUUAACUGCCUUGGUAAAUUUGUGUAAACAGCACCCAGUUCAAAUGGCUGCUGCCGCCUGUCUGGAUGUUGUUGAACUAUUUGUAUUAAGGGAAGAAGAAACAAAACUAGCUAUUACCCUUCUAUCUGAACUCAUAUCAACAAGUCCUGACAUUGUUUUGAAUACAUUGCUUCGCUUAUCUUUAAAAUUCCCAACAAAGAUGGCUAAAAUCUGGCACUAUAUCCCAGUGGAACCCUGGAGAAAUCUGGAAACAAAGCUAUUAGAGGAAUUAUUAGCUAUAGAUAAGACAGUUGGACAGAUGAUAUUAUCAAAAAUUCCCUGGAGAUUCUUAAGUUCGGAAUUGCAUUAUUGGGUCUAUAAGAUUCUACUUAAAGAGCUAUUUCCUCAAAGUUGGGUAUGGAAGGUUGCUGUUCAGCUUCAUUUUGUUCAAGUUCUUAGCUUGGAGAAAAUUGAAAAAACACUUCAUCUAGAUAAAAUGUUUCAUUUUAUAACUAAAAUUAAGGAAGGAGCAAUAACAGAAUCUGUUUUAGUAGAUUUAAUGGAAAUAAUGAAGUAUCUAUUGCAAGAUGGGCAUAUAAUUGCAGUUUUAAAAUGUCUAGACAGUUUAGACACCCAUAAACCAGAUUUUCCUAAGAAAUUCUCUUUGGAAAUCAUUAAAACACUAUUAAUAGAACCCGAAGCUUCAAAAUUGAUCAAAUCAAUUAUUGUUUCUCAUAUUAUACGCGAUCCAACAACUGCUGAUUGGUGGGUUAAAAUUAUAACAAAUAUUGCGGAUUGGUACGUCAUACCAGAGGUUAUGGAUGCCUUAGAGCUACUAUGCUCUGCCAUUUAUAGAUAUUCACCAACAAAAGUAUCUUUUUUCGACGAUCAUGUGAACAAUACUAUCCUCGAACAGCCCAAAGGCUUAAUAGGAUCACUAGCUUCAUGGUUUUCAUCUAAAACAUCAGUAUUUGACAAAAGAUUCUUUUUUGCAUAUUUCUGGUUGGGUGCUAAAAGUAAAUUAGAAGAAGAAAAAUGGAAACAUUUGAAUCAUAGCGAAAGUCCGAAGAAAAUACUUACGAAAUCUGGUUUAGAACGUUCAGUAAUAUUCGAAUUGGCAGAGAUAAUAAUUAUUUGUAAAGAUCAUUCCCUGACACCAAUUUUUUGGAGUGAACUAACAAAAUAUGGAACCACUGGAGCACUCAUACUCAAAACAAAUACUAAACUAUAUAAGAGGCUGAAGGACCGUUUAAGCACUUCAGGAAAUUCUGCUAUUGACAUGUUUAAAUGGAUAGAUAAUCCAAAGUUAAACAGAGUACCUGAAAUUCAUCAAAACUUUUCAUUCGCUGAUUUGGAUAAAUUAUUAGAUCAAACUAGUAAACCUUGGAGGAAUAUUGUUCAACCGAUGUACGAUCUCCCACCAACUGAUAAACCAGACAGAACAACUCCUCUUAGUCGUUUUAAGCUUCAUGUGGACACUGAAAAAAAUACGAUUAUAGCUUCGUACUCAUUUGAUUGGAGUCAGCCUCCAAUUGAGCCUAUUCCUUUUAAUAUUUUAACCAAUAAAGAUGCGUUGUUAGCAAGCUGCAGAUCGGAAAUAGGAAUUUUAACAGAUGCUGCUAGUAGGGCCAGUGGUAGGGCUGCAAAACUUGUUGUCGUGGAUAUGGAACUACUCGAGGAACUUCUACCAAAUCUGUUUUACUAUAUAAGCGAGAAAAUAACUGUUGCAAAGGAAUGUUCAAGUAUUUUGCCAUAUCGAUCAUGCUCAGGUGCCGCGGGCAUAAGCUUUCAAACUGAAAUAACUCAUGUAAGGGAUUACACUCAAAAAAGAGUGUCUGAUAAUCGUUCAGAUCAUUCACAUUUGAUAAUGGAAACUGUUGAAAAAUCAUCUAAGGUUGUUUGUUUAAGUGUUACCAAAUUAAACGCUGUAACGGCCAAUCUAGUACAUUUAAUCAAAACGACUGUGUCGGCCACCGAAAGAGAAGUUGCAGGUAGUGCUGCUAUGGAACUUUUGCAGCUUAUUUCAUUAUCUAUGUCAGACGAAACUGAAAUAUGGCCACCAACUAAUAAUCUUUUUGCAAGCAUUGUUGGUAAAUUGGGCGAAUCUGCAAUGUUGGCAGUUCCAAAUGGUCUUCAUCACAUAAUCAAGUGUAUACUUUGUAGGCCUAAAACUCUUUCCCCAUUACUUUGUUCGGCAUUUAAUGUCAACAAUGUCCCAGAGGAAUUUUCUAACUUUUACGAUGAAGUCGGCGAAAUUGGGAAAGCUUAUUCUCCCGAAAGUGCUCGACCUCUACUCAAUCGUUUUGACUUUGACAUUUGGCUUACGACCACACCAGAUAUAAAGCAGAUUAAUCGUAUUGUAAAAACAAUUGUCAGCGGUAUUAUCCACAAUCCCGAACUUUCUGGAAUUUAUUGCAUGCACGCAGCCAAAUUAACGUCUUUUGGUUAUUCCCAAGCUAUUGAUUCUUUCAUUCAGGCCUGUUCCAGAGGCGAACUUAAAGAUGAAGUUUGGCUACAUAUUGACAUUUCGAUCGGGUACAGAUUGAAUUGCUCAAAUGUCUUAAGAUCAUUGGAGUCGACAUGGCUUAGGCAGAGAUCAAGUGGCUCUAAUCUCUAUGACAUUUGGAGAAACUAUAUGAAGCAUAUGGCGAAACUUAUUAUGACGCUUCUAAGAAAUGUUGCUGAUAAGGACCAAUUAUUCGGCCUAAUAAACGGAGUUUUGUCACCUUGGUUAAUUGCCGAUAAAUCGAAAUCUGUUCCCCAACAACCAUACGAAAGCGAUGUUCACGUUCGUUACGCUCAGCUAAUGGCCAAAACAUACGCAGAGGCUAUUACUGAAUUCGAUUUAUUGCGGUGCGGUUGGAUGACGAUAUUUGAAUUGACUUCCGGUUGGACUGGAAACGUUCGUUCCGAUCUUCUACCAGUCUUUGAAAAUUUGACUUGGGAAAACUUUGACUUUGAAGACCAGGAAAUGUUGCAUACAUUAGUCGAAAUGCCAAGAUACUUUUUAUUGAAAGUUAUCAAUCGCUUGCCUCUGACGAAAUUGGCUACAAAUCCUUCUUUAUUGGGAGUAAUAUUACUUCUGUUUAAUAGUAUCUGUGCCGAGAAUACUCAGAAUCGUGAUGAUUUAUUUAAUUUACUAGUAAUUGCUCGUACGUGGGAUUGGUCCAAGGUGGCGAAUGAAGAUCUAAUCAAUUGUCUAAAAGAAUUUAAACGAGUAUAUUCAGCUGACUGUCUUUUAUCGGAUAGAACAAGUUUGCAUUAUGGUCUUUUGGAAUUAAUUUGGUCCGUUUGUCGCGUACAAGAUUCUUGUAAUUUUGCGAGAGAAUAUAUGACAAUAUUAGCUGAAUUUGUUGGUGAAAUUUCGAAGGAAGCUGAUAAGACGAGUAUUAUUUACGCAAACCUUUUACAAAAAGCAGAAAAUAGACCAGAAUGCAUACCGAAUUGUUUAUCUGCUCUUAACAUAUGUAAUCCCACCUCUGAAAAACAACUACUAAAUGUCGCAAUCGACUGGGCACGAGGUGGAACAAAUAUUACAACAGAAAUUGUUGACUCAGCUUGCAAGGGUUUAGCGUCUUUGGAAAGUACAUGUAGAAUUGUUGAAGCCAGCGCCGAAUGUGCCUUUGAAAAAAAUGGACAUACUUCAUUGGAUAGUCUUGCAUCAUUUUUCAGAACUCCUUCACUUGGUGAAUUUUCUGACGUUUGCAUAAAGAAUCAGUGUAUUCUAGUUCUAUGUCUUAUGGCUAAACGCGAAGAACCAGGUAGAUUUAUGGAAUCAGUUACUUCAUACACUAGAAAACUCAGGGAUUUAAAACCGGAAAAUGAACCUAAAGUCAUUCAACUAUGGCGUUUGGCAUUGUUGAAAAAUUCGAUGGAGUUCGCUCCCAUAUUAGAAGAAAUAGCUAAUGCAUCUACUCCGAAUUCUAUUCUUGUAACGUUACGUUUGAAGAAUGCAGCCCCCUUGUCUCAGAAGCUUAGAUUGUUUGCCUGCAUCUUAGCAUCAAGUUUGGGCAAGUGCGAACUAUCAGAUGUCUCCUUUGCUUCAAAUUUAAAGAACUAUGUUGAUUUUGGGAAAAGGCUCUUAUCCGAAAAUAAUAAGGGCUGUAUCGAAUGUUUACAAGAAUUACUCCCAGUUUUCUAUCCAGACUCACUUUACGCAUAAUAAAGUAGAGAUUACAGGACUAUACUAAAGCGCCCUCUACUACAGUUAAACCUUCCAAAAAUUGACAGACUGACUUGUAUCGUCUUAAUGGAAAAUUAAUGCUCGCAGAUUUCUAAGCUUCAAAAAGAUUUCUAUUUCAUAACCUCUGGUGUCUUCUUAAGUUUUCUCACUUUCUUUCUCUUCCACAUUUUGAGCUCUCUACAUGAAUUAUUUAUAAGCCAAUAGCGGUUAUACAUAUAUAUAGAAGUUGUCGUUGUUAAUAAAUGUAUGUUCAUUGAUAUGAUAGCCAAACACAAAAACUGAUGUUUGACACGAAAUAAAAACUUUCAUUUUUUUUUAGAUUAAAUAGUGAAUGUAAAAAAAAAACAAUAAAUGAAAAUAUGAUCAAUUUGAA
Dimorphilus gyrociliatus is the source of this 6466-nucleotide messenger RNA. The record is from the annotation of a GenBank genome assembly. Lineage: Eukaryota; Metazoa; Annelida; Polychaeta; Dinophilidae.